CUUGAAAUGUCAUUCAAAAUUAGGUUAAAAUUUUCAGUGAAUUAAAUUUUUUGGCAUGGAUAAGAGAAAUUUUAAGAAAACAGAACAGACAGACAGAAAACAGGAGAAAAGGGAUAUAAAAAAGGCAGAGAAACCAGUUAAAAGAGUAUUUGAUUUUGACACUAACGAUGGUAAAGUUCCACAGGACAAAUUGGACCCAAAGAAAGGCGAAAAACAAGCUAAGAAAGUAGUUUUUUCUAUAACAAAUGAUAGUAAAAUAUACCCAGACAGGGGAGACUUGAAGAAAGCCGAAAGGCUACCUAUAAAAGCAAUAAAUGCAGUUGCAAAUGACGUGAAGGUUCAUCCAGAUAGAGGGGAUUCUGAUCGCAAAAUAAUAAAAGUAGAGAAACCUAAGCUUACCGUGAUCGUGAAGAAAGAGGAAACUAAAACUAGACCAGAAAACCUCAUCUCAAAAGAAAAUGUAAAGAAACCUGAUACAGACGUGAACAAAAUAGCUGAUGAUAAACGUAAAAUAAGAGAGAAAUACACUUUGAAGAAGAGCCCUUUACAAGUUAUUCCUAAUGUUAUGAAGAAGGAAGAACUAUUGAAAGUAGGAAAUAAUAUCAAACCAACAGUUGCAGAAGUUAAAAGUGAUCGACCUCCCAAAAAGCCCAGCGACGUUCCCAAAGAAAAAUCCGACGAGUCCAACGAAUCUAAACAAUCAGUAACCACAAAUAAUCCACCAAAACCAGAAAAGAAGGACACAGUCCAACGAAAACCCAUCAUCAGAACGAUCGCUUCGAAGAACGAUACGAAAGUAUACAAAGCAGUUACAUUUGUAGAUCAGAAGAAGAAUAAGCCUACGUUGUUACUAAAAAUACCAAACGAAACGGUGAAGAACUCUAAAAAUGUAACCGAGGGUAGUGUGAAUUUGAAGAAGAUUACACUGAGUAAAGAAAGCAUAAAAGAAAAGCCUCUGAAGAGGAAAGAGAGACGGAAGAAGGACAAGAGAUCCCGGAGGAUUGCCUCCCCAGUUCUUUCAGUCAAAGCUAGGUCACCACCAACUGAAGUAGCUAAAUGGGCACCCUCAAGCAUUAACAGGCACACAAAACCGUACUAUGAAGCGUGGGUAAGCACGACGCUAGCGGCAAUUUCGAAAAAUUCCAGAAGAGACAAACUGUUUCUGGAGAAACAAAGCAUUUUGCAAAGCUUCCAGCGAGCGCUGACAGAAAGACCAGAAACACCUGAGUUGGUAUACGAAAAUUUCACAGAUGAAAAGUAUACGGGAAGGAUAAAAGUCAAGCAGAGAUAAAUUAACGAUUUUUGUUUAUUGUGUCUUUAAUAGAAAGUUCCAAUAAAAUUAUUGAUGGUGAUAUGUAAGCACAGGUUCAGAAGUGUGAAUUCUAAUGAAAUA
Ostrinia furnacalis (Asian corn borer) is the source of this 1393-nucleotide messenger RNA. Its product is annotated as nucleolin 2. The record is from RefSeq and is a predicted model, not a curated record. The coding region runs from base 56 to 1291 and encodes 411 amino acids. The transcript is spliced from 2 exons. Lineage: Eukaryota; Metazoa; Arthropoda; Insecta; Lepidoptera; Crambidae.